Messenger RNA from Exophiala dermatitidis NIH/UT8656, 5724 nucleotides. RefSeq lists its product as uncharacterized. The record is from RefSeq and is a predicted model, not a curated record. Bases 1568 to 5323 code for a protein of 1251 amino acids. Lineage: Eukaryota; Fungi; Ascomycota; Eurotiomycetes; Chaetothyriales; Herpotrichiellaceae. The transcript has 4 exons. Gene Ontology annotation, molecular function: protein binding.
GAGCAAGCAGUUUACACCACGAACCAAAACCUUGGCCGUUGCAGACGUCCCCAUCCGAGUCCUCGAUGCUUCAGGCUGUGGCGCAACUCGGCUUGAACUUGAAAUCGAGGAAUUCCAGCUUCGAGUCUCUAUUCACUAGGUGCUAUUUGUCGCUGUGCUUAUGCAGUGUGGCAAGCCUGAGCCCACAGAGAAGGCCUUAGCUGAGACUCAUGACGUUUCAAAGGCUUUUCAGCUUGGUCCAGGAUGCGGGAGAGGCGCUGAUGAGAAGGCUUACUUUGGCGAGCAGCCGGUUUCUGAGAGCCUUUAUUACAAGGGUCAUGCUGGGAGUAUCGCAGACGCCUCGGGCGCUCGAGUCCACUGUUGUUCAAGUUCAUCUCUAAAUUGUGGUCACUGGGCAGUAACUGCAGCGGGCGAAGCAGAGAGCCUGGACCCAGUUCACGGUGUGCGCUGCUGUGGCUUGGCUCUGCAGGAAACUGGGACAUGGCGGCGAGCAUUGAGCGCUGCAUUGUCUAACGGAUGAUCUGGGUGCGAGGAACGGGCAACGAAGUGUCAGUGGCUCAGGCUCAAUGCUGGUUGCGUCGAAUCACGGGCCUGUGCCUGACAAGGAACAGCCUGAGGCACAGCAGUGGCUGAUGCAGUUGAGUGAUGAGGCACGAGGGGCCCUUGAAACCAAGUCACAGCAGGGAAUCCAUCACUGACGCUUGCAGGAGAGUAGAGACACAGCGAGGGAGUCACUUUGCCCGACUCGUACACGGUUGUAGGUAGGUAUAGGUGACACAGCCUGGCAUUCAAGUUACGGGCAUCUCGAGGCCCAUAGAUAUCCAUUGCUGGUCUUCCCCUGGCCCCUGGUGCAAACGGCGGCCCACAACCAGCCGAGUGCCUGAGCCUUAGAAGCCCCCAGCCGCGAUCCUGGUUAAACGGUCCUUGAUUUAAGUGGUGCUCAACUGUGCCCGGAGAGUGGCUGCGAGGGAGAUCGUCUUUGUGCCGAAGCAAAGGUCGACCAUUUUAAUUCGAUACGCCGUGCAGUAGAGUACCAGGUACACACUGCAGUAGUAGUUGGUACCACUGUGUAGCGUGUGGUAGGUUUGUGCAUCUCCAUCACAGACCAUCCCGACUGACACCACAUUGCCCGGACCACUGCCAGUGUGUCCUAACAACCCAGACCCAAGAACCUGAGGAACCACACUUUCUCCAGCCAUAUCCAGCGCCUUGUAUGUCAUGACUGCACGGGUCACGAGCCCACGAGUUUGCUACACGCAACGACGUAUUUUCCUGUCGAUCGCUUCGGAGCUGAAUGAUCUCGUUUCCAUUCCUCGACGAUUCCUACUUUGAGCUGCUGCUUUAAAUCGGCCUUUCAUUUCGUGCGGUCGGGUUCUACUGGAAGACAAUGAACGCCAUUGUUGUCCAGACUUUGCGCAAGACUUGAUUCCUUUGGUUGGACAUCUCUUUGUCCACCCGCUUCCAGCGACAUACACAGACACAUACACCAGUCCAGAACACCUCUCGGCAAUACUGCCCGCCGCCAAAUGGCUAGCCUGUGAGGCCGAUAUCUCAUCCUAGGGACAAGAUGAUGGCCGGCAAUCAAUAUCGCCAGCAGUGGCAACAAAGCCCUGCUCCGAACCAGCAAUCAUAUCAGUACGAUCGUAGGCACGAUCAAAGGCAAUGGCAAGAGAACGGGAGAGCUCAAGGGGUAUACACGGACAAUCAGGAAUAUCAACGAUACAAUGAGGCUCCUCAAGAUCACCGCGGUUACGGCGGACUCGGAGGACAGCGCACGGCUCCAGCGCCCGCGCGGAGGAACAACUACGACCAAGACUGGCAAUGGCAGGGUCAGGAUCAAUACUCUCAAGGAGGCUAUCAGAACUCGUACGCCGAAGGCAGAAAUGGAUACCACGACCAAGCGUACAAUGAGGAUAUAUACCAUGAUCAAAACCAUGCCCCAAACCGCACCUAUCAAUAUGACGACAGAUAUCGAAGCCACAAUGGCCAGCGCAAACCGCCGAUGCAAUAUAACGCGAACGGGCCCGACAACUUGAACCAGCGGGGAUCACCCCGCCAUCAAAGGUCGGAUCCUCCUAGUCCGGAGAAGAGAUCGAAAACGCGGGAAAGGGAACGACUCGCGGCGAACCCGACGUCUCCUAAGAGCCUGGCCUGGGACAAUCCAUUCGGAGCGUUUCCGAAGAAGUCGUCUGAGAGGGAAAGGCGCGCCAGUUUGGAAAAUGGACUAAACAACUUGACCAUCAACGACUACCAGCAAAGCAGCGGAGAUCCUGAGGCGAGACCGCACACGUCUCAUGGUCAUCGCGGACCGCCGAGGAAGGACCCUCCCCGACCUACCACUGCGCACGACCGCUCUCAUGAUAUGGUUCGACCUGCUCUCCAGGAGUACCAGAUACAACCUGCGCGUGGUUCGGCAGACACGCAUCCUCCACGUCAGAACUUCAAUUCAAAUGGCUCUGGACCCACACCGCAAGGCUAUCAAACCCAACCCGGGCGUGGUUCGGGCGAUAGCGGUGGGCAACGGCGAGACUUCGAUCCGGACUCGAGUCGACGGCCUCAGGAGGACUAUGAGCCACAGUCGGGUCGCGGUCAGUCCUACCCUGACUAUCAGCGUCAGAACCCCGGUCGAGAGAUGGGGCGACGUCCGGUGCAAGGCUACCAACCACAACCUGGUCGCGGAGCAGCCGAUGUUGGCAACCAGCGUCAAAACUACGAUGCGGAUAUGGGCCGGCGUCCAGGACAGAACUACCAGCCACCACCGUCUCAGGGUCCAGACACCAGUCGCCCCCGUCAGGAUGUCAGGACGAACCAAUCGACUAAUAGCCCUGCAAAUCGACGGCCUGUUCCGGAACCACGUCGUGGACCUCCGCCACAGCCGAUGAAGCAAGAUCUACCACAUGCUCAAGCAUACGGCUCAAUGUCUGACUAUCCUUCUAAUGGCGGGCUCAACAUUCGAGGCGGCUACCAGCCUCAAAGCCCUCGGCGUCAGGAGUAUUUCACGACAAACGAGCGUUACGAUAAUGACUACAUCCCGCCUUCAGUUCCAUACGAGUCACCUAACGAACCUUCUCCAUCCAGAUCCGCGCCUCGGUCUAUACCUCAGAACAAUUACAGAGCUGACCCCUAUGGAGCGGAAGUGCCCAAUCCAACGCCGCAAUAUAGAGGGAGAGAUAGGGAAGUGCCCAAUUUCGAUGCCAUUCCUCCCUACGCCAACGAAAACCCCGAAGACCACGUUAGUCCAAGCCCACCUGCUUCUUUCAACCCUCAAGUGUACCGCAAGCCAACAUAUCAGGAGCCCGGCUCAUUACCAGGGCCGAUCGAUACCACUCAGAACAAGCCAGUUCCAGCCAAGAUAACCGACUCACCUCUGGCCGAGUUCUCUUUCGAUCUGCCGCCUAGUGGCAACAACCGACCCUUGACGCCGAGCAGAAAUGAUGUCUCUGCUCAAGCACCGUUGAGAGGAGAAUACGGUGGACCCAGAAACUUUGACUCGAGAGCACCUCCCGCUGAUGGGUAUGGGAGUGUACAGACUCAGCCAGCACCAGUCUCACAGUAUCCUCCACGAGCGGCCAGUAGAAACGGCAUCAAGCCACCCGUGGGCGCGGCUCCUCCGAUGCCUGGCAAUAACCAAGGAUAUGGAUCGUUUGGUCAAGCUCAAACACCUGUCCGGCCACACACGGCCAACUCAGCGCGUUCAGCACCCCAAAAUUAUGAUGUGGGCAAUCCUUAUGACUCGGAAUAUGCGGACUACCGAGCACCAUCCGCGCCGGCAGUAUCGGGACCGUUCAAUCAGGCAUACAAUCCCGCUGGAGGCAAUCAACAAUAUCGGAUGCCUUUUGAACAAAGAGCGCAUCCUCGAGGAGGGUCUCAAGAUAACUACCAGGGUGGCGGGCUUCGACCCAAGACAUCUAAUUCAUCGCAUCCUGUCCCUGUGCGAGUUUAUCCGAGUGCCAACCCAACCAAUACAAGCGCCGGUACGAAUGCGAAUAAGUCGCAGGUGAAUGUUAUCAACAACAACCCUGACGCGUUGCCUGCUCACCCGGAGCCAGUCAGGCCAGGCUUGAGCAAUGGAUAUAAUGCUGCCGGGUCGGCACAGCCUGUCCAACCCUUAUCGAGACCGGCGCCAACAACAACACCGGCACCGGCACCGGCGCGACCACCGAGUGAUUCCAGUGGAAGAAACACACCGCCAGUCAGCAUCCAAGAGCUCAACCAGUUGCGACAAAUGUACAGUCAGAAUCCUGGCGAUCAUGCGCUUGGGCUGAGGCUGGCGAAACGAUUGGUGGAAGGCGCUCGAGUGCUCUCGGAUGAAGGAGGCAAGGCGGACGCGAAACAGACGCAAAAGAAUCGAGAACGAUAUAUUUUUGACGCGCACAAGUUGGUGAAGAAACUGGUGGCGGCCAAUUAUGCCGAGGCCAUGUUCUACCUUGCCGAUUGUCAUGGCCAAGGACUCCUGGGGCUACCGGUGGACGCCAAGGAAGCUUUCCAUCUCUAUCAAUCGGCCGCGAAAUUGGGUCAUGCACAAAGCGCCUACCGGGUGGCCGUUUGUUGCGAGUUGGGGUCUGAGGAAGGUGGUGGGACUCGACGUGAUCCGAUGAAGGCCAUGCAAUGGUACAAACGCGCGGCGACGUUGGGAGACACCCCUGCGAUGUACAAGCUCGGGAUGAUCUUGCUGAAAGGUCUACUGGGUCAGCCAAAGAAUCCGCGCGAAGGAGUUUCGUGGUUGAAACGAGCGGCCGAACGCGCGGACAAGGACAAUCCGCACGCGUUGCACGAACUGGGACUUUUAUACGAAUCGACGACGCCUCUAGACAACAUCAUCCGCGACGAAGGAUAUGCGUUUCAGUUGUUCCAGCAGGCCGCCGAUUUGGGGUACAAAUACUCGCAAUUUCGCCUGGGGUCGGCGUUCGAGUAUGGGUUGCUGGGAUGUCCUAUCGACGCGCGACAAAGCAUUGCGUGGUACACCCGUGCCGCGGCCCAGGGUGAACAUCAAUCCGAGUUGGCAUUGAGUGGAUGGUAUUUGACGGGGUCGGAGCCGUUGCUCACGCAAAGCGAUACCGAGGCGUUUUUGUGGGCGCGCAAGGCGGCGAGCUCAGGGCUGGCCAAAGCGGAAUAUGCCAUGGGGUACUUCAAUGAGGUCGGCAUUGGAACUGCGGUGGACCUGGAAGAGGCCAAGCGGUGGUAUUAUCGGGCAGCCUCACAAAAUUUCGCCAAAGCACGAGAACGGCUGGAGGAGUUGAAGCGCGGCCAGAAGAUGUCCAAGACCCGAGUCUCGCGAAGCAACGUCAACCGACAGAGUGAUGGGGAUUGUGUGGUCAUGUAAUGCAAUCAGGUCAAUGGGAAUGACAUGUAGUCAACGCCAACACGGAUAUGGACGAAUCUGCUCUCUCAAGCGACGAUGUCAAGAAAGGGGAAUGGAAUCAGGAAGGACAAGACAGGACACGACACUACUAGUACGACGCGGAGACGGCUACAUACGAGCAAAAGACCUGGCAGGAGCAGAGAGUGUGAGGCGGUGGAUACCUGGCGCAAAUGGAUUUACUGGUGUUCAUGUUCACGCGGGAAAAAUCUCAUGACAUGAAAUCGAGGCCCUCAGAUGUCGAGGCGUAAAUCAGGGAGGCCAGCUACUAGCACUGCCACUGCCACUGCCAGUGCAGUGGAUGAUGUUGAUUCGGUCAUAUGAUACUAACUACUGUAAUACAAAUUCAAACACCCUCAAAAAUG